AUGGCUUUCACUCAUAACCAUACAAGAAAAGUCGUGCUGAUUACAGGAGCUUCGGACGGAUUAGGGCUAGCGGCUGCCAAGAAAUAUGCUCAAGCUGAUUUCACUACUGUAUUAGCUGGACGAUCCAAGGAGAAGCUGGCAAAGGCAGUUGAAGCUGUCAGAGUAGCUGCAAACAUAAAAGAGUCUCAAGCAGAUCUAAAAGUCUAUAGCCUGUGCUUUGACUUAUCCGAUCUGGACUCGGUACGCAGAGGCGUAGCUGAAUUUCUGAACCUUAACAUACCCCUCAACAUCCUCAUCAAUAAUGCUGGUAUAUUUACAACCACUCGAGAAUUUACCAAAGCUUCAAACAUCUUUGAGAAAACUAUCAUGGUUAACAUGGUUGCACCUCUCCUCUUUACCGAGUUAUUAAUACCUAGGAUGAAGGAGAGUGGUGGCGGCAAAAUUCUUAUAGUAUCGAGCAACACACAUAAUCCAGAGCAAGCUGUCCCACUUUCAAAAAAGAAGGAUACUAAAAGACUUAUUCUGCCAUUGGACAACCUUGACGGAUCCAAGGAGUGGGACGGUCAGGAUUUCUAUGCGGCAUCCAAGCUAGCAGACCUUUGGUGGGCUUACGUACUAGCCGACAAACUCACCAAUUCAGAGCCAAGAAUUACCGUGAACGCAUUUUGCCCUGGAGCUGUCCCAAGCACUAGUCUAGCUCGCGAAUUCCCAUGGAUACUUCGAAAAAUUGCCCCAAUGAUUUUCCCUCUGUUGCUUUCAAAUGUGUUGACCCCAGAGAAAGCCGCUGAGCAAUAUCUAGCUUACGGUACAGAUCCCAAGUUUGCAUUGGACAAUGGUUUUUAUUAUCAAAGGGGUAGCAAAGACAAGUCAUCAGAUGAGUCUCAUGAUAUGGUCAAGGCCAAAACUGUCUAUAAUUUAGCCUGUCAAGCCAGUGGACUUAAUGAUCAUCAAGUUGCUGUUUAA
Molecule: messenger RNA, 963 nt
Organism: Umbelopsis ramanniana AG
Lineage: Eukaryota; Fungi; Mucoromycota; Umbelopsidomycetes; Umbelopsidales; Umbelopsidaceae
Exons: 3
Coding region: 1-963 (320 amino acids)
Molecular function (GO): oxidoreductase activity
Source: RefSeq, a predicted model, not a curated record